AUGGACAAGAUUAAUGUCCACACGGACUUUGCAUCCCUUCCACUCCUAAUUACCCUCAGCGCACCUCUAAUCAUCUACCUCCUAUACCACCUCGUCCUCUUCCCACUAUUCCGUUCCGAUCUGCGCUCCAUCCCAGGCCCAUUUCUCGCAAAACUAACCGACCUACACCGGCUCCUUCUGGUGCGUACCGAAUCCGCCCACGAGCACCACCUGCGUCUCCACGAGCGCCACGGACCUCUCGUUCGCCUGGGACCCAACAACGUCUCCGUUAGCUCCCCCGCCGCCAUCUCCAUUCUGUACAACACACGCACCCGCUAUGCCAAGUCGGACUUCUACCCAGUUAUGGGCAACGUCGCGCACGGGAAGGUUGUGCCCACGAUCUUCUCCACGCAGGACGAGUCCGUUCACGAGAUAAUGAAGCGCCCGAUUGCGCAGGUAUACGCCAUGACGAGCCUCAAGUCAUAUGAGGCACUGGUCGAGAGUACCGAGAUUUUCUUCUUCGACAGACUGAGGGAGUUAGCGGACGAAGGGAGGCCUAUCGAUCUGGGGAAGUGGCUGCAUUGGUUUGCAACGGAUGUGGUCUUGGAGAUUACGUUUGGGAAGAGGCUGGGGUUUUUGGAGCGGGGUGAGGACGUGGAUGGUAUUAUACAGAUGAUUGAGCAGCGGUUUUCGUAUGUUGCUGUUGCCGGCCAGAUGCCCUGGCUGGAUAAGUUGCUGCAUAAAAAUCCGCUUAUUGCGUUUUUGUCUGGGUUGUUCUCGAAGCCAACAAUGUCCCCGGUUAUGAAGUUUGCCCUGGAGCGGAUAGAAGAGCGGAAAAGAGAGUUCCGCGAGUAUCCUGAGAAAAGAGGUGAAGGACGAGACUUCCUGACCCGUUUUUUGAAUAUUCAAGACAGCCACCCUAAUAUUCCCGACUUUUGGAUCAUCUCUUGGUGCCAACAGAACGUCCAAGCUGGCUCCGAUUCCACUGCCAUCACACUAACUUCAGUGAUAUAUCACCUUUUGAAAAACCCGGAUACUAUGGAGACUCUACUAGCCGAGCUAGACAAUGCUAAUCUUCCAUCACCGAUUCCCUGGGAUAUCGCACACAAGCUGCCUUACCUUGAUGCUUGUAUCAAGGAAGCCCUGAGGAUGACACCGGCAAUCGGAAUCCCAUUAGAGCGAGUGGCUCCGCCCGGUGGCAUAGAGCUAUGUGGAAAUUAUUUCCGGGGUGGGACAGUGCUUGGGGUGAACGCUUGGGUUUUGCACAAGGACAAGAAAGUGUUUGGGGAGGAUGCCGCUUCCUGGAGACCAGGAAGGUGGGUUGAAGCCAGUGAGGGCGAGAGGAAAGAGAUGGAACGGGCAUUAUUUGCGUUCGGAGGGGGUUCCAGGGUUUGCUUGGGUCGAAACAUCUCGUAUCUGGAGAUGUACAAGGUCAUUCCUGAAUUACUGACAAGAUUCAAGUUUGAGCUAAAAGACCCCUCGAAAGAAUGGGCAUUGAGGAACGCCUUUUUUGUCUACACAAAAGGUGUUGAAGUCACGAUACAAAGGAGGGAGAAGUGA
Messenger RNA from Aspergillus campestris IBT 28561, 1539 nucleotides. RefSeq names its product cytochrome P450. The transcript has 5 exons. The coding region runs from base 1 to 1539 and encodes 512 amino acids. Lineage: Eukaryota; Fungi; Ascomycota; Eurotiomycetes; Eurotiales; Aspergillaceae. Gene Ontology annotation, molecular function: monooxygenase activity; oxidoreductase activity, acting on paired donors, with incorporation or reduction of molecular oxygen; iron ion binding. The record is from RefSeq and is a predicted model, not a curated record.